UUGCAAACCAGCCGAUUAGCAGCUAUAAAAAAAAGUAUAUUAAAAGCAAUUAGUAUAAAUAAAUAAAAAAUUAAGUUAUAUAUAAUAUAUUCAUUACAAUUUUCAUUUAUAAUGCUGAUGCAAAUUAUAAUUUCCAUGAUGCUGAUGACGACGUUUGAAACGACCCCGCUUAAUUAUCCACCAUGCCCCGUUAGUGAACAAGUCGAUCCUUUGCAAGUCUUAAAAAUAUUACAGGAUAAAUAUUACAUCAUAUCAUAUUCAAAUCAAGACAAUGUUUCUAAGAAAAUCAGAAAUAACAAAGCUCACAAUAAUUUCUUCUGGCAUACAUUUAAAAAUAGAAAACCGUUUUGCAAAACAGUGUCUAUAGAAAUUCCUGAUCUUAUUGACAAGGUUACUAUUCCAAAUAAAAUCAUGGAAGUGACACUUGUGAACGAAUUGGGUAAACUAUUCUGUAAACAAGUAAAAAAAGAAAUUGUAUAUUUAGAGGAAGAAAAAUAUUGCAACAAUCAUAUAAACGCACGCAUGUACGUUAUAAAACGCAGAGAAAUUGUAGUAGCGUACGAAUACAUGACUUAACAAAAACAAUGGUUGUCGGUGCAGUAUACUUCAAGAACAGUUAUUUUUGCUUUAUUUUUUUAAUAUAAAUACAAAUAUCAAUGAUUUUUUCCAACAAUAUGUUGGCGAUGACGAUAAUGUUGUUUUAAAAGGUUUCAUUUGUCAAGGAAUCUACAUAACUUAUUAUUUAUAGAGACGUUGAAAAGAAAAAAAAAAGGUUUAAUAGCUAAUAAAGUAGCUUUUUUAUUUAUCAACAUUUUUUUGUAUAAUAUUUAUAUCUUUUUUGUAAAUUAUUUUUCAA
Hydra vulgaris (swiftwater hydra) is the source of this 856-nucleotide messenger RNA. Lineage: Eukaryota; Metazoa; Cnidaria; Hydrozoa; Anthoathecata; Hydridae. The record is from RefSeq and is a predicted model, not a curated record.